Oncorhynchus mykiss (rainbow trout) is the source of this 2002-nucleotide messenger RNA. NCBI's taxonomy places the organism in Eukaryota, Metazoa, Chordata, Actinopteri, Salmoniformes, Salmonidae. The record is from RefSeq and is a predicted model, not a curated record.
GGAAUCACGUGACAUGUUCUUGUUUUGCGCAUCCCGUUCCCCGCACAGCCCGUGGACUGAACGACUCCUCUCAAUAUCGCCGUGAAAAUGGGGACACCUGAGAACCUGUCUGGCGGUACAGGUGGGCGAAGGGAGCCCCUCAGAUUUGACCAGGAUGCGUCCGCGACCGCCGUGGACAUGGACACGGCAAUUGUGCUUCUCGGAGCCGGCGUGACAGCUAUCACACACCCGCUGCUGUACGUCAAACUGCUCAUUCAGAUUGGACAUGAGCCCCUCACCCCAACUGUCGGAACCACCAUGUUUGGGAGGAAAGUGUUGUACCUACCUGGAUUCUUCUCCUAUGCACAGCACAUCGUAAGGGUUGAUGGAAAGAUGGGACUCUUCCGAGGUCUAUCCCCUCGUAUAAUGUCCAGUGCCAUCUCCACCAUGGUCCGGAGUAAAGUCAAACAGGCCGUCCCAGCAGAGCAGGCGGAGCAUGUAUCGAACAGAGACGACUUGAAGACCUCCCUCAGGAAAGUGAUGAAAGAGACCUCACAUGAGAUGGUCAUCCAGUGCCUGUCCAGAAUAGCCACUCAUCCCUUCCAUGUGAUCUCCGUGCGAUGCAUGGCUCAGUUUGUGGGGAGAGAAGUCAAGUACAGGGGGCUGUUCAGCAGCAUCACCAAAAUCUUCAACGAUGAGGGCAUUGGGGGAUUCUUUGUGGGGGUUGUGCCCCAUAUCCUGGGUGAGGUCAUCUUUCUGUGGUGUUGUAACCUCCUGGCCCACUUCAUCAACACCUACGCCGUGGACGACAAUGUAAGCACGUUCAGCCAAGCCCCAGCAGUGAGAAGCUACACCAAGUUUGUGAUGGGGAUUGCAGUGAGUGUGUUGACGUACCCAUUUAUGCUGGUGGCAGACCUAAUGGCAGUUAACAACUGUGGGUUGGUGGCUGGUCUUCCCCCUAACUCUCCCAUCUUUAAGUCCUGGGUCCACUGUUGGGCUCAUCUGAGCCACGAGGGCCAUCUCUUCCGAGGAUCCAGCUUCUUUUAUCGCCGUGUGCCUGUGACAGGGAUGGCUUUGACUGAGGAGUGAUAAAAUCAACCGCCGCACAACCUGUGCCACUGUUCUCCUUCCUAACCGGUACCUCAGUGAGACCAAUGUACAACCACCCCCUCACCUUAAACCUCCCAUUGGAUAAAGCCGGAGCAGCAUGUUAUCAAUGGGCUAGGUGUUUUACUGAAGUAAAGUUACUUACAAGUUAAGAGUUUUGUUAAUCUUGUUUUUAAUCUAAAUAAUAAUGUAGCCACUCAAAAGCAAGAGGUCGGAGGAGUGAGACUUAAUGUGAACAAAUCAAAAUUAUAUCCAAUAUAUUUUGUCUUGGUUGAAUGCUGAGGGUAUAAUCUCCUUUUACUAUACCAGCAAAGUUGCACUAUUUUUUUAUUUAUUUGAAUCUAUGACUUAAUUUUGCCAUAUUUAUAGGCCACAGUUUAAUUAAGUUCUAUGUAGGCUUUAAAAUUGGAUAGUUGAUUUCCAUCUAAUGAAAAAAUGCCAAAUGUUUAUUUUUCAAAGGGUCUCACCUAGUAGUAGCAUGAUAUAUGGUUGCAUUCGAAAGUGCUCAUUUGCCUCCUAUCAGAAGUGCUUUACCCAAUAAUUAUACCUAUUCACAAACACCAUAAGCCCACAAAAACUGGAGUGCUCUCUAGUGAUGCACCGAUAUUACUUUUUUGGCCGAUACCGAUAUCCAAUAUUUUCCUUGCCAAAAAAACCGAUACCGAUAUUUUAAGAAAUUAGCGGCCUUUUAAGCACUCUAGUACAGGUAAAUAGUUAACACACACACAUGGACGCGGCGGUCUAAGGCACUGCAUCUCAGUGAAAGAGGCGUCACUAUGGUCCCUGAUUCGAAUCUAGGCUGUAUCACAUCUGGCCGUGAUUGGGAGUCCCAUAGGGCGGCGCACAAUUGGCCCAGUGUCGCCCGGGCUGUCAUUGUAAAUAAGAAUUUGUUCUUAAUUGACUUGCCUAGUUAACU